GGCCGCUUUCAGCAGCCUUCCAUCUGGUCACUACUGUUCUGUUACACUUCUACCAAAGAAGAUACAUUUAGAUGCCUUUAAAAUGACAGAGAAGUUGCAACAACAUUCUCUUGUUGAAAUUGAACCAUACCCGCUUUCAAAGUGCGCUGUGUUAAAACGUGUACACCGCUCUGGAAGCAAAGAGACCUCAAGAGAACUGUCGCGAAUCUCGGAGAGAAUAGAUUUGCACAACCCAGAAUGGAAUUGUAGUUGCGGAGAUUUAAGACACGAUACUGAUGAUGAAAAUCGAAGAAAAAAACAUCACCGAUACGGUUGCAGAAACUUCAAACGAGUAAUGUACACUGAGUGGGGCAGGAGCAAGAGACACGUGCUCCUUUCCAUCCCCAGACCCAUCGGCGGAAGAGGGAGAGCCAUUUCCGCUAACGAGCCCCAUGUGUCUUUGGAAGAACUGUUGCUGCAGCAGAGCCAGGCCAAAAACAAGGAAGGGGUCAGAGAAAUGGUCAAAAUUGAGACGUCUAUGAGUCAGCGUGUUCAGGAGCCAGAUAGGAAGUACUUCCGCUACUCGCGUGAGUUGGAGAAGAGGGCGAUGAGAGAAUGCAAUUUAGAAGAUAUUCUGGUGGAGAGACUGACUCGCUAUGACCCCAGACGACCUCCGGUGGAAGUACCUACUGCUGGCACUCUUAGUGGCAGCAACGAAGAGGGCACAGCCAGAUAUUACCCGGAGAGCAGACAGGGCAAAUUGAUUCAAGAAAUGCCACCGAAUAACCACGGAAGCAACAUGUCUCAAAGCGACAACAACACUUGCCUACGAAUCUCUCUUUCCAGAUUGGGAAUGGCGGGAGUAGGUGGAGGCAAAGGCAGCCAAAUGGGCACUAACAGAUCCGAAUCUAAAUUAGCCGCAAUUGCAUUUGGCUCUCGUCCCAUGGUGGUUGAAAAGAGGAUAACAGUACCAACUCCAUUGACUCGGGAACCCGUCACGUUCGAUCAUGAUUUCAACUGAGGCUCACUCCAAAAUCAACUUAAGUGAUUUAGACACAAUCUCAAACCCUUAAAGUAGUUAAAUUGUAUAUCGUUGAACAAUUUACCACUUUGAAAAAUCU
Molecule: messenger RNA, 1100 nt
Organism: Symsagittifera roscoffensis
Lineage: Eukaryota; Metazoa; Xenacoelomorpha; Acoela; Convolutidae
Exons: 4
Coding region: 83-1000 (305 amino acids)
Source: RefSeq, a predicted model, not a curated record